GGACCUGGCUGCUCGCAACUGCCUGGUGACGGAGAAGAACACCCUGAAGAUCAGCGACUUCGGGAUGUCACGGGAGGAGGAGGAUGGCAUCUACGCCUCCACAGGGGGGAUGAAGCAGAUCCCUGUCAAGUGGACCGCCCCCGAAGCACUCAGUUAUGGCCGGUACAGCUCCGAGAGCGACGUCUGGAGCUUCGGGAUCCUGCUGUGGGAAGCCUUCAGCCUGGGCGCCGUCCCCUACGCCAACCUCAGCAACCAGCAGAUGAGGGAGGCGGUGGAGCAGGGUGAGGGAUGCGGAUGGAGCCCAGCUCUCGAGGGCCACUGCGGGGUCGUGGGCCCAGCACCGCAGCUGCAGAGUCCCUUGCUGGCAUUGACUGACCUCUUGGAUAUAUGUCUGGAUAUUUGCAAAGGCUGUGUCUAUUUAGAGAAAAUGCAUUUUAUACACAGGGACCUGGCUGCUCGCAACUGCCUGGUGACGGAGAAGAACACCCUGAAGAUCAGCGACUUCGGGAUGGCACGGGAGGAGGAGGAUGGCAUCUACGCCUCCACAGGGGGGAUGAAGCAGAUCCCUGUCAAGUGGACCGCCCCCGAAGCACUCAGUUAUG
Opisthocomus hoazin is the source of this 602-nucleotide messenger RNA. NCBI's taxonomy places the organism in Eukaryota, Metazoa, Chordata, Aves, Opisthocomiformes, Opisthocomidae. The record is from RefSeq and is a predicted model, not a curated record.